GUUGUUGGGCGGGUGGGUCUCUUCCCUCGUCAGUUAACCACCAACCAACGAAGAAAUCGAUCUCUUCUUCCUCCCACCCAAACUCUUCCCCCAUCGAAAUCAACAGAUUCCGAGCCCGCGAGAGGAUCCCAAACCGCGUGAAUCAGCGAGAACAGAAGCCGUAAAAAGGCUCGGUUCUUCUGGCGGUUUGGCGUCGAGUGAUGCGAUCGCAUCUGUUGGCUUCGCCGCGGCGGCGAGUCAGCGACGAUGAUGAGCGGUUGCUUCUGCGUUAUCCUCCGUCAUAGGAGAACCGAUUUUGAUGGGAAUUAAACUGCAGAUGAGCUGGAUGCCGAGUCUACUCACUCAGAAACGUAGUAGGAAGGGUCCUCCCUUAGGGUUGAGGAACCUCGGCAACACGUGCUACCUCAACAGCGUCCUUCAGUGCCUCACCUACACUCCUCCUCUCGCUAAUUAUUGCCUUACUCACUCUCACUCCUCUCUCUGCGACUCGUAUGUGAACGGGGAGAGGAAACGGGACUGUGCUUUUUGCCUAGUUGAGAAACGAGUAGCGAGGUCUCUUAGCAUAGAUCAAGCAACCGAUGCGCCAAACAGGAUUUUAAACUGCCUCAAAGUUUUUGCCGAGCAUUUUAAAUUGGGGCGUCAAGAGGACGCUCACGAGUUCUUGCGUUAUGUGCUUGAUGCGUGCCACAACACGUCUCUCCGUCUGAAGAAGCUGCGUACUAAAGGUGGUGAUGGUGCCGAGUCUAGUAGUAGUAGUAACGGCGAUACGAUUGUGAAGGAGAUUUUUGGUGGUGCGCUGCAGAGUCAGGUUAAGUGUUUGCCGUGCGGUGCGGAGAGUAGUAAGGUGGAUGAGAUUAUGGAUAUUAGUCUUGGGAUUUUGCGUAGUAGCUCGGUGGAGGAAUCGAUGCAGAAGUUCUUUCAGCCUGAGGUUUUAGAUGGUAACAAUAAGUAUAGAUGCGAAAGCUGUAAGAAACUUGUGACCGCGAGGAAGCAGAUGUCAGUACUCCAAGCCCCUAAUAUCCUUGUUGUCCAAUUGAAAAGGUUUGAGGGAAUUUUUGGUGGGAAAAUUGAUAAAGCCAUUACAUUUAGUGAGAUUCUAGUUCUCUCGAGCUUCAUGAGUAAAGCAAGCAAGGAUCCUCAACCAGAAUACAAACUAUUUGGUAUCAUUGUACAUUCUGGAUUUUCUCCUGAAUCAGGGCACUAUUAUGCAUACGUUAAGGAUUCUUUGGGCCGAUGGUAUUGCUGUAACGAUUCAUUCGUCUCACUCUCCACCUUGCAAAAGGUCUUGUCAGAGAAAGCUUAUAUUCUGUUUUUCAGCCGUUCCAACCAGAGAACAGCAUCUGCUAAAACUCUGGUAAUACCCAACGGGACUACAUCUCGUGAUGAUAAUGGUUGCGAGACAUCAUCAAAGCCCCAGAAGUUUAUUGGGCCCCUUAAUAAUGUCAACAUGAAUCCACGAGCCAAGCAGUCCAACUUCCAGAAAGAUAAUAACAUGCCUUCUUCAAAGCCCCAUAAGUUUAUUCGCCCCAAUGCUAGCAUGAAACCAUCAGCAGAGCAGUCUCUCCACAAGGGUAACCAUGUUCUUCCCCAAGUAGAAAAGGCUCCUUUGAAGCCGCAUGCAAAUAUCAGUACUUCUGUCAACCUUGGUGCCAAAAGAGUCACUCCUACUGUCAAUGGCUACCAAGGCCAGGACAUUGCUCUAGAUGCGAACAAAGAAAAUAUUGGAUCUGUUUCGGCAACGAGGGUUUACACGUGUCCUGAGAAAAGGUUCGGUAUUGAAAAUGGUGGCAACGGAGUUAAAGAAAACGGCAGUUCACAAGGUAGUAGUAGUAGUAAUGAUAAUGAAGUGACACUGCAUCCCCAUGAGCCUAACGGCUCCAGCAAUGGGGGUGAUCAUCACAAAGAUAACUUGCUUCAUUCAUGCGAGAGUAAUGAUGGUUCGCAAAAUGGAACUGAUCACCAGGAAAUUAAGGAUGGUGCUAGCACAACACAACCCGAAGUCGUGGGCUCUUCGACAAACCAAGACCCCUGCAUUUUACUUAGGAAAGACGAAUCGUCUCGGGAUGAACUUGAAGCAAUUAAAGAGAGCCUGAAGAAAGACGCGUCCUCAUUUUUACUGUCAUGUGGAUGGUAUGAUCAAGUAGAGAUCUCCAUGCGUGCCAAGAAGAGAUUGUGUACAGAGCAAUCAGGAGAAGAUGGUAACGACUUAAAGAGGAGGUUGAUCGGAGAUGUAAAAUCAAAUUCCCUUCAGAUUCCAGAUGAAUUGAAAGCACAUCUUGUAAACCGGCUCCGGAAAAUUGGCAAGAAGAAAUACUCGUGAACCAUUCAUGGUUUGUUUAACCCGUUAAAAGUCUCUACUUGGUCCCCUCUACACUCUCCUCAGUCUACAUCUUCAUCACAUCUCUCAUUUUGCUUGAAGCAUCCCGUUGGUUGUGUGUAAUACAAACAGGAGAGAGGGUAUGGAGAGUUUUUUUUUUCCCGUGAUGGUGAAAAGUGAAUUAUUUUUCCUUGUUACAUUUUUUGGAAGAGAGUAACAAGUAGUUAACGGGGGAAAAAAUCUCAUAAUGUAUAUAUAAUAUAUUGAACCUUCUCUGAACUUUUCCCCCCAU
Molecule: messenger RNA, 2609 nt
Organism: Raphanus sativus (radish)
Lineage: Eukaryota; Viridiplantae; Streptophyta; Magnoliopsida; Brassicales; Brassicaceae
Product: ubiquitin carboxyl-terminal hydrolase 25
Exons: 8
Coding region: 299-2320 (673 amino acids)
Biological process (GO): protein deubiquitination
Cellular component (GO): nucleus; cytosol
Molecular function (GO): cysteine-type endopeptidase activity; cysteine-type deubiquitinase activity
Source: RefSeq, a predicted model, not a curated record